GACGGUUCCGAGUCGCAGUGGCGCGGGCGGGGGCACUGCCUGCUGAGCACCCGCCCCAGCACAGUCUCGGCCUGCUCGCCAUGGACGACGAAGAUGUCGCCAACCGCAAGGUCUCCUUCCGAAAGUGCCUGGAGCACCUCUCCGGGGCCGGCAAGGCCAUCGGAGUGCUGACCAGCGGCGGGGAUGCCCAAGGUAUGAACGCCGCUGUCCGUGCCGUGGUGCGCAUGGGAAUAUACGUGGGGGCCAAAGUGUACUUUAUCUAUGAGGGUUACCAAGGCAUGGUUGAUGGUGGCAGAAACAUUGUUGAAGCCAGUUGGGAGAGCGUCUCGAGCAUUCUCCAAGUGGGAGGGACCAUUAUUGGCAGUGCUCGUUGCAAAGCCUUCCGCACUCGGGAAGGUCGCCUGAGAGCUGCUCAUAACUUGGUUCAGCGGGGCAUCACCAACCUGUGUGUGAUCGGCGGGGACGGAAGUCUCACGGGGGCCAAUAUCUUCCGGAAAGAGUGGAGCGGGCUGUUGGAAGAGCUGGCCCAAAAUGGCGAGAUCGACAAGGAGCAGGUGCAGAAGCACGCGUACCUCAACGUCGUGGGCAUGGUGGGUUCCAUCGACAACGACUUCUGUGGGACCGACAUGACCAUCGGCACCGACUCCGCCUUGCACAGGAUAAUCGAGGUUGUCGACGCCAUCAUGACCACCGCCCAGAGCCACCAGAGGACCUUUGUUCUCGAGGUGAUGGGGAGACACUGCGGGUACCUCGCCCUGGUGAGCGCCCUGGCCUGUGGAGCGGACUGGGUGUUCCUUCCGGAAUCCCCACCAGAAGAAGGCUGGCAGGAGAAUAUGUGCAUCAAGCUGUCCGAGAACCGUGCCCGGAAAAAAAGACUGAAUAUCAUAAUUGUGGCUGAGGGAGCCAUAGAUACCCAAAAUAAACCUAUUACCUCUGAGCAAAUCAAGGAGCUCGUGGUCAAGCAGCUGGGAUACGACACGCGGGUGACCAUCCUUGGACACGUGCAGAGAGGUGGGACUCCUUCGGCCUUUGACAGGAUUUUGGCUAGUCGCAUGGGGGUGGAGGCCGUGGUCGCCCUUCUGCAGGCCACCCCAGAGACCCCGGCCUGCGUGGUGUCGCUGAGCGGGAACCAGGCUGUGCGCUUGCCGCUGGUGGAGUGCGUGCAGAUGACCCAGGACGUGCAGAGGGCCAUGGACGAGAGGAGAUUUAAGGACGCCGUGCGGCUCCGCGGGAGGAGCUUCGAGAGCAAUCUGAACACCUACAAGCGGCUCGCCAUCAAGUUGCCGGAUGAUCAGAUCGUGAAGAGCAACUGUACCGUGGCCAUCAUCAACGUGGGGGCGCCCGCCGCCGGGAUGAAUGCCGCCGUGCGCUCGGCCGUGCGCGUGGGCAUCUCAGACGGGCACAAGAUGCUCGCCAUCUACGACGGCUUUGAGGGUUUUGCCAAAGGCCAGAUAAAGGAGAUCGGCUGGGGGGAUGUCGGAGGUUGGACUGGCCAAGGAGGCUCCAUUCUCGGGACCAAACGCACGCUGCCUGGGAAGUCUUUGGAGGACAUUGCCAUACAGAUGCGAAAGCACAGCAUCAACGCGCUGCUGAUCAUCGGUGGAUUUGAGGCUUACCUGGGACUGCUCGAGCUGUCAGCUGCCCGGGACAAGUACGAGGAGCUCUGUGUCCCUAUGGUUAUGGUCCCCGCCACGGUCUCCAACAAUGUGCCGGGCUCCGAUUUCAGCAUCGGCGCAGACACCGCCCUGAACACCAUCACCGACGCUUUCGAGAGCGCCAUUCUGUUCGCUGAUGUGCGCGACCGCCACCAGGAGUUUUGUGUUCCCAUUUGCGUCCUGCCGGCCACCAUUAGCAACAGUGUCCCAGGCACGGACCUGAGCAUGGGCUCUGACACUGGCCUCAAUGCCGUGGUGGAGACGUGUGACCGCAUCAAACAGUCGGCCAGUGGGACCAAGCGCCGCGUGUUCAUCAUCGAGACCAUGGGGGGCUACUGCGGCUACCUGGCCAACAUGGGGGGGCUCGCCGCCGGAGCCGAUGCUGCCUACAUUUUUGAGGAGCCGUUUGAUAUCCGAGACCUGCAGUCCAACGUGGAGCACCUGACGGAGAAGAUGAAGACCACCAUUCAGAGGGGACUCGUGCUCAGGAACGAGAGCUGCAGCGAGAACUACACCACGGACUUCAUCUACCAGCUGUACUCGGAGGAGGGCAAGGGCGUGUUCGACUGCAGGAAGAACGUGCUGGGCCACAUGCAGCAGGGUGGAGCGCCUUCACCCUUUGAUAGAAACUUUGGAACCAAAAUCUCUGCCAGGGCCAUGCAGUGGAUCAGCACGAAACUGAAAGAGGCUCCGGGCAAAGGAAGAAGAUUUAUGAGCGAUGAUUCCAUCUGUGUGCUGGGAAUAAGCAAGAGAAACCUUCUUUUCCAACCUGUGGCCCAGCUGAGGCAGGAGACAGACUUUGAGCACAGGAUCCCCAAAGAGCAGUGGUGGCUGAAGCUGCGGCCGCUCAUGAAGAUCCUGGCCAAGUACAAGGCCAGCUACGAGGUCUCCGACUCCAACCAGCUGGAGCCCAUGCCUCACCGAGGCCACGAGGAGCCUGCUGCCAUCUAGACGCCGCUGGACCCGCCCCACCCGGCCAGUGCAGCUCGGGACUUCCGUUUACCACCCGUCUUUGUAACACUUAAGUUAUUUAUCGGCACUUUGAUGCGAGUACUGUUGAUGUUAAUACCUAGUCACAGAGCCCCCAUCCUGUGUCCUUCAUCCCCACGGGACCCUAAGACUCCAGCACGAGCUGUCGGCUGUGUCUCCUACUGUGUCCUGCUUUAAACCGUGCGUAGCCAGUAGAAUUAAACAUUUAGCUCAAACUCCCAA
Mirounga angustirostris (Northern elephant seal) is the source of this 2867-nucleotide messenger RNA. It is a transcript of the gene PFKP, whose product is annotated as phosphofructokinase, platelet. The record is from RefSeq and is a predicted model, not a curated record. Gene Ontology annotation, biological process: fructose 1,6-bisphosphate metabolic process; fructose 6-phosphate metabolic process; canonical glycolysis. Gene Ontology annotation, molecular function: fructose-6-phosphate binding; ATP binding; AMP binding. NCBI's taxonomy places the organism in Eukaryota, Metazoa, Chordata, Mammalia, Carnivora, Phocidae. Gene Ontology annotation, cellular component: cytoplasm; 6-phosphofructokinase complex; membrane. The coding region runs from base 81 to 2606 and encodes 841 amino acids. The transcript is spliced from 23 exons.